GUAACGCCACCAGUUAAUGGAAACAUCCCCAGAACCAAAAAUCAUUUCCUCCAUUUGCACAGAUGAUGUAAACACACAAACUGAGAUCCUCCAUCAUUGAUCCCUGGAAGUAACCGGAAGAUGAUGGAGAUGUGAUGGUGAGGAUGAAAGCAGCGUCUCCCACAUUUAUAUCACUGUGUGCUCAUUGUAUUGCUGUCAGGAGGGGAUGUGACUGCUCAGUGUGUGUGUGGGGGUGUUUGUCAUGAAUAAACCACUAAUGAAAGAGAUGCAGACUUUUUGGGAGAGGAAGGAGAACCAAUCGAGCCCUAGCAAGAAACCUAAACCGCCAAAGCCUCAGAAUGCCAUCACUAUUGCUGUGUCCUCCCGUGCCCUCUUCAAUAUGGAUCAGGAGCAGGACAUUUAUGAGCAACAGGGAAUGGAGGAUUACAUGAACUAUCAGAUCCAACACGAGAACGAGCCAUUCACACCCGGACCUGCUUUCCCCUUCGUUAAGGCGGUGGAGGCAGUGAAUGCUCGACUCAGAGAUCUGGACCCAGACAGUGAAGAGCUCUUUGAUGUGGUUCUGAUGACCAGCAAUCAUGCUCAUGUGGGACUUCGGCUCAUAAACUCAAUUAAUCAUCACCAGCUGUUUAUAGAGCGCUUUUGCAUGACUGGAGGCAACAGCCCUAUUGGCUAUCUGAAAGCGUACCACACCAACCUUUAUCUGUCAGCGGAUUCACUGAAGGUUAGAGAAGCCAUUGAAGAAGGAAUUGCAGCAGCUACAGUAUUCUCACAAGGAAAAACCACAGAGGUGUCGGAGACUCAGCUGCGCGUGGCCUUCGAUGGAGAUGCCGUUCUCUUCUCGGAUGAGUCGGAGAGAAUUUACAAAGCCCAAGGACUGGACAAGUUCUUUGAACACGAGAAAGCCCAUGAAAAUAAACCUCUUGAUCAUGGACCACUUAAAGGGUUCCUGGAAGCUCUGGGGAGACUGCAACAGAAAUUCUAUGCCAAAGGCCAGCGCUUGGACUGUCCCAUCCGCACCUAUUUGGUCACAGCUCGCAGUGCAGCCAGUUCAGGCACCCGGGCCCUCAAGACGCUGCGUUCAUGGGGCCUGGAGACAGACGAGGCUCUCUUCCUAGCAGGAGCCCCUAAAGGCCCCAUGCUGGAAAAGAUCAGACCUCACAUCUUCUUCGAUGAUCAAAUGUUCCACGUGGAAGGAGCAGCAGAACUGGGAACUGUGGCGGCUCAUGUUCCCUACGGAAUUGCCCAGAGGUUUCCAUCAAAGACAGGGAAGGAAGUAAAAAAAGACUUCUCAGCCAAGCAGCUUGUGUGAAUACUGGUCAAUCAAGUGCUUUAAGCAAAGCCUUUAAUAUUUUCACACUUUUCUUUAUAAUUGGCCAAAUUGCUAUUUUUUGAAUGCCAAAUUGAGCAUUUUUGAAUGCCAAAUUGAGUUUUGCUUUUCCAUUUUCCAAAAAUGGACCAGUUUGUCCAUGAUAGACCAUCUGCAUAGUUCUGACGUUGUUCACUUGCUUGUAUAGCAAGCCAUAAAUAAACAGAGAAAGAAACUGUUAUUGGAUAAGUGGUAUUUUACCGUUUUCUGUUCUGAUUUUAAAGUACACGCUAUUUAAUUUAUUAUGCGACAGUGUAACUUAUCUAAAGCUAAAAUGCACUAAAUGCUGUGUUGGAUAUCAUAAAUAUCACCUGUAAUACAUAUUUUUGGCUGUCAUAUUGCAAUCACCAUGUUUUGAAUGACCAUCUCUGUGAUUGUUCACUUUAAAGGGCUGUUUUUACUUUAUAUUUAGCCUCUAUCCGUGUAUAUCCGUUAAGCAGUAUUUUGAUUCUUCAGUGUUAUGUACAAAUUUGGCUUAGUUUAUUGUUAUCACUACAGUGUGGUGAUAACAUGUGUUACUCAGGGCAUGCUCAAGUCAAUGUUUCCACUGAAUCAUAAACAGUGUUCAAUAAUAAACAGUGAAGAGGAAAUGUUGAAAACUAGACUAUGUUUAUUUCUCUCAGUUCAGAAUAUUUAACCCCUUAACUGCCACUGUCUUGUUAGUGGGAUGCUUGCUUGGCUCUCUAUUAUUUAUUGCCUUUUUAUCACAUAUUUUGGAGCAUAAAUUAGGUAUCAUUCGAAGGCUUAAAAACUCAAAAUUCCUCUGGUGAAAACAGUUUUGAAAUUGGACAUUGCACCACCAUGUAAACGAUCCUUUAAAACCUUAGUGGGCUCCUCCUAGUGCGCGGUGUCAGGCCCUACAUUUAGCCUAUUUGAACUAUUUUACAAUCCAAAAUGUUUCUAACCUUGACAAAACGCAUAUCGUUGGAAAGGUCUGACACUCAAUGUGUUAUAUAUUUGCGACUGUUUGUGAUAGAAGUGAUAUUUUGAAUUUAGUAAUGAAUUCAUCCGUGGAGAACGUCAAAAAAUUUAUAA
Molecule: messenger RNA, 2404 nt
Organism: Pimephales promelas (fathead minnow)
Lineage: Eukaryota; Metazoa; Chordata; Actinopteri; Cypriniformes; Leuciscidae
Gene: nt5c1ab
Product: 5'-nucleotidase, cytosolic IAb
Biological process (GO): nucleotide metabolic process; adenosine metabolic process
Cellular component (GO): cytoplasm; cytosol
Molecular function (GO): 5'-nucleotidase activity; nucleotide binding; magnesium ion binding
Source: RefSeq, a predicted model, not a curated record